Molecule: messenger RNA, 2228 nt
Organism: Pongo pygmaeus (Bornean orangutan)
Lineage: Eukaryota; Metazoa; Chordata; Mammalia; Primates; Hominidae
Gene: BAK1
Product: BCL2 antagonist/killer 1
Exons: 5
Coding region: 517-975 (152 amino acids)
Biological process (GO): intrinsic apoptotic signaling pathway in response to DNA damage; regulation of apoptotic process; release of cytochrome c from mitochondria
Cellular component (GO): mitochondrial outer membrane
Molecular function (GO): BH domain binding; porin activity
Source: RefSeq, a predicted model, not a curated record
AGUGCUGUCGUGAGGAUGGAAGCAGCAGGACUCAGGCAGGCUCCUUCGCCUCGGUUCACCCACUGUGGGUGGGGAAGAGUAUUCCCCACCCACGGGCUCAGAGGCUGGAGCUGCUGUCAAGGUUAAGCCCGGGAGGGGGAGGAGUCUGGACUGGGGAGGACCUGGAGGUUGGGAGACGCCAGGAAGUGAGUGUAAGGUGGGCACAGUGCCACCGGGGCAGAGGGCGGGGUCACGGGCGAGGGAGGCAGGAAGUAGAGUGGGGCCUGACUGCUGUAUCCCUCCAGCGGGAGAAAUAAGGAAGUAAGCUGGCCAAUCACCCAGUCAGGUCUGCUCAACAGGGAACGCAAUUAUUGUGACUUGGGGAGGAAGUAAGAUGGCUGCCCUCCUUCCCUCUUCCCAGGAGACAGCCAGGGAAGCUCCAGCUCACACCUCACGGCAGGCUGUUCCCUGGACUUGGGAAUCAGGUCCCAGCAGGAACAGGAGGCUGAAGGGGCGGCUGCCCCUGCCGACCCAGAGAUGGUCACCUUACCUCUGCAACCUAGCAGCACCAUGGGGCAGGUGGGACGGCAGCUCGCCAUCAUCGGGGACGACAUCAACCGACGCUAUGACUCAGAGUUCCAGACCAUGUUACAGCACCUGCAGCCCACGGCAGAGAAUGCCUAUGAGUACUUCACCAAGAUUGCCUCCAGCCUGUUUGAGAGUGGCAUCAACUGGGGCCGUGUGGUGGCUCUUCUGGGCUUCGGCUACCGUCUGGCCCUACACGUCUACCAGCGCGGCCUGACUGGCUUCCUGGGCCAGGUGACGCGCUUCGUGGUCGACUUCAUGCUGCAUCACUGCAUUGCCCGGUGGAUUGCACAGAGGGGUGGCUGGGUGGCAGCCCUGAACUUGGGCAAUGGUCCCAUCCUGAACGUGCUGGUGGUUCUGGGUGUGGUUCUGUUGGGCCAGUUUGUGGUACGAAGAUUCUUCAAAUCAUGACUCCCAAGGGUGCCCUUUGGGGUCCCAGUUCAGACCCCUGCCUGGACUUAAGCGAAGUCUUUGCCUUCUCUGCUCCCUUGCAGGGGUCCCCCCUCAAGAGUACAGAAGCUUUAGCAAGUGUGCACUCCAGCUUCGGAGGGCCCCUGCGUGGGGGCCAGUCAGGCUGCAGAGGCACCUCAACAUUGCAUGGUGCUAGUGGGCCCUCUCUCUGGGCCCAGGGGCUGUGGCCAUCUCCUCCCUCGGCUCUCUGGGACCUCCUUAGCCCUGUCUGAUAGGCGCUGGGGAGACUGAUAACUUGGGGAGGCAAGAGACUGGGAGCCACUUCUCCCCAGAAAGUGUUUAACGGUUUUAGCUUUUUAUAAUACCCUUGGGAGAGCCCAUUCCCACCAUUCUACCUGAGGCCAGGACGUCUGGGGUGUGGGGGUUGAUGGGUCUAUGUUCCCCAGGAUUCAGCUAUUCUGGAAGAUCAGCACCCUAAGAGAUGGGACUAGGACCUGAGCCUGGUCCUGGCCCUCCCUAAGCAUCAUGUGUCCCAGGAGCAGGACCUACUAGGAGAGGGGGGCCAGGGUCCUGCUCAACUCUCCCCCUGCUCCCAUUCCUCCCUCCGGCCAUACUGCCUUUGCAGUUGGACUCUCAGGGAUUCUGGGCUUGGGGUGUGGGGUGGGGUGGAGUCGCAGACAAGAGCUGUCUGAACUCAUGUGUCAGAAGCCUCCAAGCCUGCCUCCCAAGGUCCUCUCAGUUCUCUCCCUUCCUCUCUCCUUAUAGACACCUACUCCCAACCCAUUCACUACAGGUGAAGGCUCUCACCCCCAUCCCUGGGGGCCUUGGGUGAGUGGCCUGCUAAGGCCCUUCCUUGCCCAGACUACAGGGCUUAGGACUUGGUUUGUUAUGUCAGGGAAAAGGAGUAGGGAGCUCAUCUGGAGGGUUCUAAGUGGGAGAAGGACUAUCAACACCACUAGGAAUCCCGGAGGUGGGAUCCUUCCUCAUGGCUCUGGCACAGUGUAAUCCAGGGGUGUAGAUGCGGGAACUGUGAAUACUUGAACUCUGUCCCCCCACCCUCCAUGCUCUUCACCUGUCUAGGUCUCCUCAGGGUGGGGUGAGAGUGCCUUCUCUAUUGGGCACAGCCUAGGGUCUUGGGGGUGAGGGGGGAGAAGUUCUUGAUUCAGCCAAAUGCAGGGAGGGGAGGCAGACGGAGCCCAUAGGCCACCCCCUAUCCUCUUGAGUGUUUGGAAAUAAACUGUGCAAUCCCCUCA